Molecule: messenger RNA, 2424 nt
Organism: Nicotiana attenuata
Lineage: Eukaryota; Viridiplantae; Streptophyta; Magnoliopsida; Solanales; Solanaceae
Product: lysM domain receptor-like kinase 3
Exons: 12
Coding region: 204-2075 (623 amino acids)
Biological process (GO): innate immune response; protein phosphorylation
Molecular function (GO): ATP binding; transmembrane receptor protein kinase activity
Source: RefSeq, a predicted model, not a curated record
AAUAUACUAUACUAGUAGUUUAAUACAAUCCAGAAUGUUAACAACAGACCAAUUCAAUCAUUCAAAUUUUUUUAAAGUAAUUUUCAAUCUAACUUUUAUCAAAACAGAGUCAAACGCGCUUCCUCCAAAAACCCAGCUAAAAUUCCCCAGAAUACAUUUUUGUGUAGUCAUUUCUGAAAUAUUCAUGUGUUUUCUCAUGAAACAUGUUUGAAUCCAGACAAAGAAGUGUGUUAAGCUUAGGUUUUAUCCUUAUCACAGUUUACUUAUCCUCCAAUUCCUUACCAGUUGAGUCCAGUUGUAAUAAAGGGUGCGAUUUAGCUUUAGGUUCAUUCUUUGUUUGGCGGGGGACAAAUCUUAUUCACAUAUCACAGUUAUUCUCCAUUUCUACUAGACAAGAAAUCAUCGACUACAACAACAAUGACAACAUACCUAAUCAAGACAGUGUCAUAGCUGGGACAAGAAUUAACAUACCUUUCAGUUGUGAUUGUUUGGAUGGUGAAUUCUUAGGCCAUGUUUUUCCGUACAAGGUUAUAUCUGGAGAUACUUAUACUCGGGUUGCGUCGAAUUAUUCGGAUUUAACGACUGUGGAUUUGUUGAACAAGUUUAAUAGCCAUCCUGAGAAUAAUAUUCCAGAUGAUGUUACCUUAAAAGUGGUUGUGAAUUGCUCCUGUGGGAAUAAAGAUGUUUCUAAAGAUUUUGGGCUGUUUGUGACGUAUCCUUUGCGGCCUGAGGAUAACUUGACGGCCGUGGCUUCCACGGCCAAUGUCAGUGCUGAAUUAAUCCGGAGUUAUAAUCCAGGAGCGAAUUUCAGUGCUGGGAAAGGGAUUGUGUUUAUACCUGGAAGAGAUAAAAGUGGGAACUUUCCGCCACUGCCAACAAGCACAGGUAUUUCUGGUGGAGCAAUAGCUGGGAUAUCUAUAGGAGCAAUAGCAGUAGUCUUGCUGCUGGCUGGCUUGGUUUACGUAGGAUAUUAUAGGAAGAAAGCACAAAAGGUUUCGCUGCUCUCUUCCGAAGACCACCUCCAUCAGUCUAGUCAUGGCCCAGAGGGCAGCACGAUAGUUAAAGCUGCAGAUUCCAGUCGCCUGGCUAAUAGCAAUUCUCCAGAGCUUUCAGGCAUAACGGUGGAUAAAUCUGUUGAGUUCACUUAUGAAGAGCUUGCUACUGCGACUAAUGACUUCAGCAUUGCUAACAAAAUCGGACAAGGUGGUUUUGGUGCGGUUUACUAUGCCGAGCUCAGAGGCGAGAAAGCGGCUAUUAAGAAAAUGGACAUGGAAGCUACAAGGGAGUUUCUUGCUGAAUUGAAGGUCUUGACACAUGUUCAUCACCUGAACCUGGUGCGCUUGAUAGGCUACUGUGUCGAAGGUUCACUCUUCCUUGUAUAUGAAUACGUUGAGAAUGGCCACAUAGGCCAACAUCUGCGUGGUACAGGUAGGGACCCAUUGCCAUGGUCUACUAGGGUUCAAAUUGCUCUGGAUUCAGCUAGAGGUCUUGAGUACAUACAUGAGCACACCGUACCAGUUUACAUUCAUCGUGAUAUUAAAACAGCAAAUAUUCUGAUAGACAAAAACUUCCAUGCAAAGGUUGCAGAUUUUGGAUUAACAAAACUGACUGAAGUUGGAAGUUCAUCUUUGCAAACACGACUUGUUGGUACUUUUGGAUACAUGCCUCCAGAGUAUGCCCAGUAUGGCGAUGUCUCUCCUAAAGUUGAUGUCUAUGCUUUUGGUGUUGUCCUAUAUGAACUUAUUUCAGCCAAGGAAGCGAUAGUCAAGCCAAAUGAAUCUGUUACUGAAUCAAAGGGUCUUGUAGGUUUGUUUGAAGAAGUACUUAAUCAGCCAGAACCUGAUGAAGACCUUCGCAAACUGGUUGACCCUAGACUUGGAAACGACUAUCCCCUUGAUUCAGUCCGCAAGAUGGCACAGCUUGCCAAAGCUUGCACCCAUGAAAAUCCUCUAAUAAGGCCAAGUAUGAGAUCAAUAGUGGUUGCGCUGAUGACACUCUCUUCGUCAACAGAAGAUUGGGAUGUUGGAUCUUUCUAUGGAAACCAAGGUCUAAUAAAUCUUAUGUCUGGAAGAUAGUAAAACAGGAUCAUGCUUCCAUACAGUUAAUACAAAAAUUCAGUUCCCGGCUUGUGAACGAGACUGAGACGACCAUGCUGUUUUAAGCAUUGGAUCAGUGUACUACUUGUGUAGUUUUAUUUGUAUAGUAACUUGUUUCAAUAGUGUAAGAAAGCUGGCUUUGAUUUGUAACAUUUAGAACAAAAUAACCUUCAUUGUGAGUUAGAAAUGGAGCAUUUCCUCAAGGGGAAAUAAAUGUUUUUUUUUUGUUGUCUGAUAGCAGUGUUUAUUAUUGUCCAAUACUCGGUCACAGAUGUCCAAAGAAGACAGCAGCUAAACUUUUGCAUGUUCAUUUCUUGUUUCUAUUGUU